Molecule: messenger RNA, 4411 nt
Organism: Physcomitrium patens
Lineage: Eukaryota; Viridiplantae; Streptophyta; Bryopsida; Funariales; Funariaceae
Source: RefSeq, a predicted model, not a curated record
GGUGAAGGGUUUCGGCAUUUUCGGUUACAUUCCCUGAAAUAAGAAUAUCUUUUGGCGAAAGGUCCCACCUCUGCUCUUUUAAGGCAGACGGAGGUUGCAGCGAACCCGGGUUGUGUGUCUGCGUGGGCGCUCUUAUGUGUGUCCUCGGUUUUGUGUAAGAAACAGAAGAAGAAGCUGACGAAGAAGAAGAAGAGGAGGAACAACAACAACAACAGAGACUUGGUGUGGGAAGAGAGAGGUUGAUGGUCGUUGCCUGUAUUGAUGAUGCUGUAGUGUCACGCGUGUGGGUGCCAAGUUAUGUUACUCAAGGUGUCUGCUGCUGCCUCUUGAGCGCCAGCAUCGCCUCCUCCCUCUCUCUCUUGCUCUCUUUCUCCUUAUUUUUCUCCUCCUCCUCCUCCGUCGAGGUUGUUUCGUAGGUUUCCCAUUUCUAUCUCCCAUCGCGGAGGUUUGCGGCUGUCCGAGCGUGUGCGUUUGCAGCGCGUAGAGCUACCGGAGUUGAGAAGAGUUUCGUGAAGGUUGGCCGGUGUUCGAUUGUAAUGAGAUUGGAUGGGUAGAGGGGGGCAUGGGAUCUGAGUGUGUGCGAUGGCCAGCUGCGGCACAGGUUUCGAUGGCGCAGUGGGCAGCAAUCCGCAGGGAAUUGGAAGAGGGCAUCUUGGGAGAGAGCGGAGCGCUCUGGGAUUGAUUCAGACGCAGUCGCGGUGGAAUUCUUCGUAAUCAGGCGUUUCCUCCAUUUCGGCGGGAGUACAAAUUUUCUUUUUAUUUUCCUUUUUAUUUGUUUUUUUCUCUUUAUGUUUAUUUUUAUAUCUCAUUUCUCGGAAUUUUGCGCAAGGGUGAUGAGUUCGGGGUAUAGGUUAGCGAGUUAGUGAUUUUCAGGGUUUGAUCUUGUGGGUUGCUCCUCGUCGUCUUCCUCCGGCUGGCUAUUGCUCUGCGGGGGAAACGCUGCAUUUACUUGUUAGAUUAUGAAUAACCGCAGGGUUAGGUCAUGGGGUAAAGGCCUCUCGCAAGCGCCACCCUACCUCGAGGUUUUGCGUGUGGCAUCGUGGUGACGGAUGGAAUAUUGGCCAAUGCUAGAAUAGGGCAUGGCAGAAACAAUGGCGUGGUUGCUAAGCACGAACGCACGGGGUAGGAAAUUGUAGGAAAAUUAUAGUGGUUGUAGAAUAGCCCUUCGGUGGAAAGUUAUGGCCAGUCACGAGGACAGCGAUUUGUCGGUCAAGGCGCUGCACAAGCGCUACGAAGGGCUGGUGACGGUGAGGAGCAAAGCUAUCAAGGGCAAGGGCGCGUGGUAUUGGAGCCAUCUCCUCCCUUUGUUGGUGCAGCAUCCCGACACCGGGCUGCCCAAAGCUGUCAAGCUGCGAUGCUCCCUGUGCAAUGCCAUGUUCUCCGCUUCCAAUCCCUCCCGCACUGCCUCGGAGCAUCUGAAGCGUGGGACGUGCCCCAAUUUCAAUGGAAUGGUGCCGAAGCCGCUGGCGUCUCAGCCUGGCCCCAAACCUGCAGGAACUCCCGGUACCACCACUCCCCGGAAACGUAACGCUCCGGCGUCGUCCCUGUCAGAUGACUACGCACCCUGCACUGAGCUCGUGGUCCACACCCCCCUGAUGCUGUCCGGGGGCAAAGAGGAUCUGGACGCGCUGGCCUUGCUGGAGGACAGUGUGAAGAAGCUCAAGAGCCCGGGUAUGAAGACGGGAGGAUCUCAGGGCCUACCUGGGGGACCGAACAAAGCCCAGGCAGAAGCCGCGCUCAACCUUCUGGCGGAGUGGUUGUACGAGUCGUGCGGCACGGUCUCAUUUUCUUGUGUGGAGCAUCCCAAGUUCAAAGCAUUUUUGAGCCAGCUUGGGUUGCCGCCCGUGAGCAGGCGAUACCUGGCGGGGGCGAAAUUGGAUGCCAAAUUCGAGGAGGUGAAGCAGGAUUCCGAGCUCAAGCUGCGAGAGGCCAUGUUCUUCCAGCUCUCCUCUGACGGGUGGAAGAAGAAAAGCAUCGGCAUGGGGGAGAGCCUGAUCAACAUCACCUUGAAUUUGCCGAAUGGGAGCACGCUGUUUCGCAGCGUGGUCAAUAUAAACUCUGGCCCCGUGUCUGUGAAGCUCGUCGAAGACACGUUAGCCGAGGCUGUGAUGUCCAUCUGCGGGCCAGCUCCGGAACGGUGCGUGGGAAUCGUUGCGGAUGCUGACAAAUAUACGUUGAAAGCGCUGCAAGGGCUGGAGUAUCGGUUCCCGGGCACGGUAAACCUGUCGUGCCAGGCGCAGGGGUUCAGCAAUCUGUUGAAAGACUUCAACAAACACCUAUUGUUAUUUAGGUCGGUAAGGAGCGAGUGUAUGAAGGUGUCAGCGUUCUUUAACAAUCAACCGCAAGCUCGAAUGUACCUCCAAAAAUACCAACGUCAGGAAUAUGAUAGUGUGAAAUUGUUACGGACGCCCCCUGACCCCCAGUUCGCGGAUCCUCACUACGCCUAUGUGCUGAUAAUGCUCGACGACAUUGUGGCAUCUGCACGCGCGCUGCAGCACACGGUGAUCGACGACCAGUUCUGCCUGCACUUUCAAGACGAUCAGAUGGGGCGUGAUGUGACAGACGUGGUCGCCAGUAUGCGGUACUGGCAAGAUUUAGAAGCGGUGCAGGAAUUGGUAAAGGUUGUGAAAGUGAUGGUGAAUGGCAUAGAACAGGAUCGACCGCUGGUUAGCCAGUGUUUGCCGCUGUGGGACGAGCUACGCAGCAAAGUGAAGGAGUGGUGUGUUCAAUAUGACAAGGACGAGGCUCCUAUCCACGAAAUCAUCGAGAAACGGUUCAACAAGAACUACCACCCAGCGUGGGCAGCCUCGUUCAUCCUCGACCCUUUGUAUCUCCUUCGGGAUUCAAGUGGUAAGUACUUGCCGCCCUUUAGAUGCCUUACUGCCGAGCAGGAAAAAGACGUGGAUCGGCUGAUAACGCGCCUGGUUGCGCGAGAGGAAGCGCACAUUGCCUUGAUGGAACUCAUGAAAUGGCGCGCUGAGGGGCUUGAUCCUCUCUACGCCCAAGCUGUCCAGGUGAAAGAGCGAGACCCCUUAACUGGCCGGAUGCGGCCCGUUAAUCCUCAAUCCCGGCGCCUGGUGUGGGAGACGUGUCUCAGUGAAUUCAAAUCUUUGGGUAAAGUAGCCGUCCGACUGAUUUUCCUGCACGCCACGAGCUGCGGGCUUAAGUGCAACUGGUCGCUGUGGCGGUGGGCUUACCGAAACGGAAACUCGCGACAGGCAGUGGAGAAAGCCGAGAAGAUGAUCUUCAUAGCGUCUCAUGCGAAGCUGGAGCGCAGGGAUUACUCCAACGAAGAGGAGAAAGAUGCUGAGCUCUUCAUGAAUGACAAUGGCUCUGGGGAAGACAUCGCAGACGAAGUUUUCUUGAACGCACCUUUGUAACAUUGGCAAGCAAGGCUUUGCAAUUCCCUUGGACACACCAAGACACAGAAUCCAUUAACCUAGGCUUCACAGCCCGCCGCUUCAUUUUUCGUUGAAUGCUGUGUCCGAUUGUGUGUACAUCUUUAGCUGUUCAUCAUCUGACUGGGGAAGUCUACAGGGAUACAGUAUCGAUCGAGAGGGGUGAUUGAGCUGUGUAUGGUUGACGGCUCCUUCACAAGAGAGAAGUGGGGUUGUUGCGCUUCCAGCGUCCUCUUUGAGGCAUCUGAUCAUCCGGCGUAGUACACGGGGCAUGGCUUAGGGUUGAAAUUCAAGUCAUUUGCCCCAUCCAGCAGCCUUGGAGACAGGCUGAGACAGACACAGACAGACGCUGGUAAAGGUUUUAGUUGUUUUAUGGUAUGGUCAUGUCAUGUCAGGUUGGUUCGUUGGUUGGUUGGUUGGUUGGUUGGUUUUUUUUUUUUUUUUAAUAUAUAUUUAAUUUUUUCCCGCCAACCUUGUUGGUUGCAAGCUUACGUACAGAUGAGCUAGCUUAUACAGUGGUUUGUCACACCUGGGCGCAUUUAAUCUGUCGUCACAGAAUUGAUGCUGUAAUUUUGCCCCAAUUUUGCUUCUUAUUACAUUUUGGCUGGAAACCAUUCUCUCAUCGUUCUCACGCCUCGUUUCCCUCUCUCAAGCUCAACUUUCUCUGCCCCCCGACCUCCCCCUCCUCCCUCUUGCUUUUCCUCUUUCUUUCUUUCUCCCCCUUCUCUUUUCUUUAUACCUUCUUUUUUUUUUUUUUUUUUUUUUUUUUGUUUUUUCUUACAGCUGUUGCUGGUAGCUUCAUCGCUCAUGUGAUGCUAUCACAUUUUUCUGGCUGUGUACUUCUCUGACAGCGUUGUGAUUGGAGGUUGAAAGAGACGGUGAACAGAGGUGGAUAGAACAUCUCACACAGCUUGGCAUAGAGGGUAAAUUGUGGAGAUUUGCCAGAAGUGUCAGGGGUAUUUCCUAUACCGAGUUGAUAUAAAAAGUUGAGCAUUCAGUGCUUUUAGAUUUCA